CGUCCAGCAGCCCCCUCACAUUAAAGAGGAAGAGGAGGCUCCACAGCCCCCCCACAUGAAAGAGGAAGAGGAGGAAGUGUGGAUCACUCAGGAGGGAGAGUGUCUUCUAGGGCAGGAGGAGGAUGAUGUCACCAAGUUUCCACUGACUGUUGUCUCUGUGAAGACUGAAGAGCAUGAAGACAAACCACCUGAGUCCUCACAGCUUCAUCACAGUCCAAAUGUCCAGCGGGUGUCAGCGGAGAGUCAUGAAGAGGAGUGGCACACCAGUGUGGGACAGACGGAGCUACAGGCCCCCUCCCACAUUAAAGAGGAGCAGCUUCAUGAUGAAGAUGAAGCUCAGUCCUUACAGCUUCAUCACAGUCAAAGUGAGGAGAACAGAGGGGCGGAGCUUGUAAGUCAACACAUCACAGAAGCUGAUGGAGAGCAUUGUGAAGAUAUAAAGUCAGAACCAGACAGCAUCUUUGCCCCACUGUCAGACAUGGACAACAUGAUGUCUGAUCACAGUGACCACAUCCAAAAACCUUUGGAGAGUAAAAAUGACUCUAAAGGUGAUACGAGACAACACACUAACAACAAACACUUUGACUGCUCUCAAUGUGGGAAAUCAUUUAGACUGAAGAGUAAUUUUACAGUACACAUGAGAAUACAUACUGGAGAGAAACCUUUUACAUGCUCUGUUUGUAAGAAGAGUUUCUUCAGAAAGGGUGACAUGACCACACACAUGAAAACACACACUGGAGAGAAACCUUUUUGUUGCUCAGCUUGCGCUAAAAGAUUCAACACUAAGAAUGACAUGACCACACACAUGAGAACACACACAGGUGAGAAACCUUUUACUUGCUCUGUUUGUAAGAAGAGUUUCUCCAGGAAGGAACUCAUGACCACACACAUGAGAACCCACACUGGAGAGAAACCUUUUACUUGCUCAGCUUGUGCUAAAAGAUUCAACACUAAGAAGGAAAUUAUAUUGCACAUGACAACACACACAGGUGAGAAACCUUUUACUUGCCCUGUUUGUAAGAAGAGUUUCUCCAGAAAGCAAAUUAUGACCAGACACAUGAGAACACACACUGGAGAGAAACCUUUUACUUGCUUAGCUUGUGCUAAAAGAUUCAACACUAAGAAGGAAAUUAUAUUGCACAUGAGAACACACACAGGUGAGAAACCUUUUACUUGCCCUGUUUGUAUGAAGAGUUUCUCCAGAAAGCAAAGCAUGACCAGACACAUGAGAACACACACUGGAGAGAAACCUUUCGGUUGCUCAGCGUGUGCUAAAAGAUUCAACACUAAGAAGGAAAUGAUAUUGCACAUGAGAACACACACAGGUGAGAAAACUUUUACUUGCUCUGUUUGUAAGAAGAUUUUCUCCAGAAAAGAUAACAUGACCACACACAUGAGCACACACACUGGAGAGAAACCAUUUAAUUGCACUGUGUGUGAUAAGAUGUUCAGGUUUAAGAAUCAGGUCAGUAGACACAAGUGUGUAACAGUCAUGGAAGCUGAAGGGAUUUAAAAACACUUAAACAGUGAUUGUGCUAAAUGUAGUUUAAAAACACAGCAUGUUUAAUAUGAAUGUAUAUUUGAUGUUGUAUGUAGUGCUUCUCAUCUUCUAGUCCAGGGGUCGGCAACCCGCGGCUCCGGAGCCGCAUGCGGCUCCUUGACCACUCUGAAGCGGCUCAGCUACAUACAUGCCGACGCCCCCGAUUUUCCCAGGAGACUUAUGGAUCUCAGUGUCUCUCAUAGAUUACUCCCAGUGUAAAAAUAAUCCUAUUUCCACUUUAAUUACUAAAUAAAGGACGUGCCCUAAUUGCACUGCAGUAAUUGUCCUCUAUAGCAUUUACAAACAGCGUGCCAGCCCAGCCACAUGUUGUAUGUUGUUAUUACUUGCACACACAGGAGACAGCAAAGCAUACUUACUCAUCAGCCACACAGCUUACACUGACGGUAGCCGUACCGUAUCAAACAACUUUAACAUUGUUACGUUACGAAUAUGCGCCACACUGUGAACCCACACCAAAAAAGAAUGAAAAACACAUUUCUGGAGAACAUCCCACUGUAACACAAC
Molecule: messenger RNA, 2065 nt
Organism: Entelurus aequoreus (snake pipefish)
Lineage: Eukaryota; Metazoa; Chordata; Actinopteri; Syngnathiformes; Syngnathidae
Product: gastrula zinc finger protein XlCGF57.1-like
Exons: 2
Coding region: 56-1513 (485 amino acids)
Source: RefSeq, a predicted model, not a curated record